Molecule: messenger RNA, 860 nt
Organism: Vespa velutina
Lineage: Eukaryota; Metazoa; Arthropoda; Insecta; Hymenoptera; Vespidae
Product: tetratricopeptide repeat protein 36
Exons: 3
Coding region: 106-759 (217 amino acids)
Biological process (GO): cilium assembly
Molecular function (GO): protein binding
Source: RefSeq, a predicted model, not a curated record
GUAAGAGAAAGAGAGCGAGAGGAGUUGGUCCUCCGAUGUCGAGGACCGGACUCCGCCGAUGCAUUUACAUAUCGGACAUGUAAUAACCUCGAAAAAGUAUUAACAAUGGCCAAAGGUUCGUCUCGUCUCGAAGCAAGAAACGACGAAGAAGAAGAAAGAGGAAGAAACGAUGGAGAAAGAGGGGGAGGAGAAGGAUGGAGAACGAUCGAAGUUGCGUUUAACGAACUCUGUGACUUCGAACGACGACGUGGACAGUCGAAAUUCCAUAGCAAAAAGUUGACGGGACGCCCUUUCAAUAAUCGUAGGCGAGACGCAUUGAAUCAAAACGAAAGAGAUGCUUUACCCGAGAACAUUUUGGAUAUCUUGAAACAGGCUAUAUCUCACGCAGAGUCCGAAAAUUUUGAUGAAUCUUUUCGUUUAUUUGAGGAAGCUUUGAAGAAAGCACCUUCUUCCCCAUCCAUUUUGAAUGAUAGAGCUCAAGCAUUUCGUUUGGCUGGUCGUGAUAAUGAAGCAUUAGAGGAUCUGCAUAUGGCAGUUAAACUUAGCCAAGGAAAAGGAAAAGCAGGCAUUCAGGCGCUUUGCCAACGUGGAAUAUUGUAUCGUUACAUGAAGGAGGAUCAAAAAGCUAAAGAAGAUUUUACGCUGGCAGCCAAAGCUGGUUCGAGCUUUGCCAAAUCACAGCUCGUUUCUCUAAAUCCUUAUGCAGCUAUGUGUAAUGCUAUGUUACGUGAAAUUAUUCUGAAAUCCACUCGUCAUUGACGAUAUCGUCGCUAAUUCUGGUAACAGAAGGAUCAGAUCUGUGAAAAUGACAUGUUAAAUGAGAAAUGAUAUAUUAAAUUAUACAAAAGUUUUAAAUGAAA